AUGGCUUCCACACCAGCUGAGAUGCCUGACUUCUCUACUGCAAGGACAGUCCCGAUACUUGGCACAACGCCGCUUCGUUCCCACACCGCCUUCCGCGACAUGGUGCGCAUUGCACUUUUGUUAAUUAUCCCCAUCUACGCCCGACUCUACCUCUUCUCCUCAAUCUUAACUGCCUUCGCACACGUUUACGUCAUUGGCACCACUAGCAUUUGCGUUGUCUACUUCAGCAAAGAGAAGAUUAAUCUCCACUCAGCUUGGGACAUCAUCUACGGGCUAUUGGUGUCCAGCUUUCCAAGCUGGGGCCCAUCCAUCUUGAGCUUCAUCUGGGUUGGGCCCAAGUUUCAAGGCUGGCGGUGGGAGGUUGUUUACUGGACGUUUGUUGCAAGGCAGCUGAGUUACUUCUUGCCAGAGUACUAUGGGAGCGACGUUGAGCCACCUCCAGAAAUUUGGAAAGACCGUGCGACAAGAUUCAUGGCCGUAUAG
Messenger RNA from Trichoderma aggressivum f. europaeum, 483 nucleotides. RefSeq lists its product as uncharacterized. Bases 1 to 483 code for a protein of 160 amino acids. Lineage: Eukaryota; Fungi; Ascomycota; Sordariomycetes; Hypocreales; Hypocreaceae. The transcript is spliced from 2 exons. The record is from RefSeq and is a predicted model, not a curated record.